Messenger RNA from Raphanus sativus (radish), 2692 nucleotides. Its product is annotated as pentatricopeptide repeat-containing protein At1g76280. Lineage: Eukaryota; Viridiplantae; Streptophyta; Magnoliopsida; Brassicales; Brassicaceae. The record is from RefSeq and is a predicted model, not a curated record. Gene Ontology annotation, molecular function: protein binding.
GUAAUGAUUUCAUUCGAUGCCAAGAUGAGUCAACGAGGAAGAUCUCACAAGACCAGAUCGUUGAUGCACUUCGUUCCGGUGAGAGGCAUGGAGCGUCUGCCCUGCUUUCAAAGCUAACACAUGGAAAUAAUUCACUUAGUGCCGAUGAUUUUCAUGGCAUUUUAAAGUAUUGUGCCCGAUCACCUGAUCCUGUGUUUGUCAUGGAGACUUACAGUGCAAUGUGUAAGAGAGAGAUCAGUCUUGACAGUACAUCUUUGUUGUUCAUAGUACAAGCUCUUUGUAACGGGGGACACUUGGAUAAGGCGUCAGAGUUUAUUCAGGCACUUGGGGAAAAUGAUAGCAUCUCUCCUCUUUUGCCUGUAUAUAACUAUUUUCUUGGAGCAUGUGUAAAAACGAGAAAUGGGAACUACGCUAGUAGAUGUUUGGAGUUGAUGGAUCAACGGAGAGUAGGGAAGAAUGAGAUAACAUAUGCAGCACUUCUCAAGCUUGCAGUUCUUCAGCGCAAUCUAGCGUCUGUUAAUGAGAUAUUGAAACACUAUGUGGACCACUAUAGUCUGAGUAUACUCUCGCUCAGGAAGUUCAUAUGGUCCUUCACAAGGUUGGGUGAUUUGAAAUCAGCGUACGAGUUAUUGCAACAUAUGGUGGCUCUAGCUUCAAGAGGAGAGCUCUUUGUUAAAUUCAAAAGUGGUAAACUGCAUUCCACCAGACUAGAUAUUCCUAUACCAUCAUCAAGUGGUCAGAUGGAUUUAGAGAAAGUCGCUUUUGGAGGAGUAAAUGAUCACACGGUUUCGCUAAUGGUGGAUCCUCUGGAGUGCAAGUCGUCUGAUCAACAGAGCAAUAGCAUUGAGUCUUCUAAAGUGGCUUUGCCGAAAGGUCACAAUAACAACAUCCCUGCAACUAGGAUCCUCAGGUGGUCGUUCAAUGAUGUGAUUCAUGCAUGUGGACAAUCUAAAAACUCUGAGCUAGCGGAGCAGCUAAUGCUUCAGAUGCAAAAUCUUGGAUUGGUACCAUCAAGCCAUACAUAUGAUGGUUUCAUCAGAGCAGUUGCGUUUCCAGGAGCAUACGAAUAUGGCAUGACACUGUUGAAAGUAAUGCAGCAGCAGAAUCUAAAACCAUAUAACUCAACUCUCGCUACGGUUUCAGCAUAUUGCAGUAAGGCUUUUCAAGUUGAUUUAGCUGAACAUCUGCUGGAUCAAGUAUCUGAGUGCUCGUAUGCAUAUCCUUUCAAUAACCUUCUUGCUGCGUGUGACUCCUUGGAUCAACCAGAGCGUGCUGUCCGAGUAUUGGCCAGAAUGAAACAGCUAAAUCUGCGUCCUGACAUGAGGACCUAUGAACUGCUAUUUUCGUUAUUUGGUAAUGUGAAUGCACCAUAUGAAGAGGGCAACAUGCUGUCCCAAGUGGACUGUUGUAAAAGGAUAAACGCUAUAGAAAUGGACAUGGUGAGAAAUGGUCUUCAGCACAGUCCUAUCUCAACGAGGAAUGUGCUGAGAGCGCUCGGAGCUGAAGGUAUGGUGAAUGAGAUGAUCAGGCACCUGCAAAGAGCUGAGAAUAUGUAUCUAGAAACGGCUACAUACAACAUAGUGCUUCAGUCACUUCUUGAGGCAAAUGAAACUAACAUGGUGAUCAAAAUAUUCAAAAGGAUGAAAGCAUGUGGAUACCCUGCAGACGCUGCUACAUACAAUAUAAUGAUUGAUUGUUGCAGCCUUAUCCACUCUUAUAAAUCAGCUUGUGCCUUAGUUUCCCUGAUGAUCCGUGAUGGGUUUUCCCCAAAAGCGGUCACGUUUACUGCUCUAAUGAAGAUUUUGUUGAACGAUGAGAAUUUCGAGGAGGCACUCAAUCUCAUGGACCAAGCUGCAUCAGAAGGGAUACAUCUCGAUGUCUUAUCAUACAACACCAUUUUGCGGAAAGCGUUUGAGAAGGGAAUGAUUGAUGUGAUUGAGUACAUAGUGGAGCAAAUGCACAGAGAGAAAGUGAAUCCAGAUCCAUCAACAUGCCAUUUUGUCUUCAACUGUUAUGUGGAAAAAGGGUAUCACACAACAGCGAUAGAAGCGUUGAAUGUACUGAGCCUAAGAAUGCUCAACGGAGAAGUCAAAGAGAGUCUUCAGGAGAAGAAAACAGAGCUUGAGGAAAAGUUCGUCACGAGUGAAGACCCUGAAGCUGAAACAAAGAUAAUUGAGCUGUUUAGAGACUCACAGGAGCAUCUUGCAGCUGCACUUCUGAAUCUAAGAUGGUGCUCGAUGCUGGGGGUUAGGGUUAUUUGGUCUGAAGACCAAAGUCCAUGGGCAAAAGGACUAUCCAGCAAGUAUGGUUAGGUUAGUAGGGUGGCUUUUCGUCUCUACCUCUGUUGAUUCUCUGCACAUUUAUACAGAAGCUGCUCUGUUCUGGUUUUGCCGUUUCAUGUACACAACGAACUGGUGAGUCUAGCCGGUUCAUUGCGACAGUUCGAUGACAUGGGUCUGCACGAUGAUUAGAGUCAUUUUUAGGCGUUUGCAAAUACAAACCCACCUAACAACUAAGGUGGUCUGAGUUUUUUUUUUUAUGCCAACGUCUAUUUUCUAUAAAAACGUUUUAUUGGAAAAGCAAAUCCGUGAUAAUCGAUUUAAAAUUUGGGAAUUUGUCUAAAUGAAAGAGCUGUGAACACCUAUUCCUUUUUAUUUAAUUCAUUUGAGAAUAUCUCCUACGAAAUUUGCUA